AUGCUUCUACUGCACCUAUUCGGACUCGCGGUCCUCUCCGCAAGCCUGACAGCCGCGGUGGAACUAACAGGCUAUGAAUACGUCGUUGUGGGAUCCGGCGCAGGAGGCGGUCCCCUCGCUGCACGUCUAGCUCUCCACGGCCACAAGACACUCCUGAUCGAAGCCGGGGAUGAUCAAGGCCUCAACGACAACUACAACGUCCCAGCAUAUUCAGCCAAAGCCUCGGAAGAUGGUGCUCUAGCCUGGAACUUCUUCGUUCGCCACUAUGCCGACGACGACCGACAAGCCCUUGACUAUAAAACGACCUACGAGACCCCAUCCGGCGAAGAAUAUACCGGUCUCAACCCGCCAGCCGGAUCCAAGAUGAAGGGAACCCUGUACCCGCGCACCGGCACGCUGGGCGGCUGCACAGCGCACAACGCCCUGAUCACAGUGUAUCCCCACGAAUCGGACUUUGACUAUAUCUCCACGUUGACAGGCGAUGGGUCCUGGUCGCCGAAGAAUAUGCGAAAGCUUUUUGAGCGCAUGGAGAAUAAUCAAUAUGCCCUCCCUGGCCUUCCCGGACAUGGAUAUGAUGGCUGGUUGCAUGAUGAAGAGGCGCCGAUUAGUAUUGUCCUCGAAGAUCCGCAGCUGCUGAGUAUGUUGCUGGGUGGUGCUUUCGCACUAGGUAACCAGACGAACUCGGUCAUUAACCUCGGGACACUCCUCGCUGGUGACGCUAAUCGCGAUGCGAAGUCGCGAGAUACCACGCCGGGAUAUUAUCAAAUUCCCAUUGCGACGAACGGCGGCAAGCGGAACGGACCCCGUGACUUCGUUGUUGCCGUCCGGGAUGCGACGAACGAUGACGGCUCCAAGAAGUACCCUCUCGACGUCCGAACCAACUGCCAUGCCACUAAGGUGACCUUUGACAACUCGACUCCCCCACGCGCAACGGGUGUGGAAUUUCUGGAUGGAAAGUACCUUUACCGCGCGAGUCCUCGCUCCGGCACAGCUGAAAAGGGUGUUGCGGGCAGCGUCAAGGCUUCUCGCGAGGUCAUCGUCUCCGGUGGCGUCUACAACUCUCCACAACUACUGAAGCUAAGCGGCGUCGGUCCUAAGAAAGAACUAGAGAAGUUCGGCAUAAAGGUGAUUUCUGACCUACCCGGCGUCGGCACCAACCUGCAAGACCACUACGAGACCGCCGUCCAGGGCCAUUCACCCAAGAACUUCACCGCGCUGGAUGGAUGUACCUUCAGUCCUAAUGGUGACCCCUGCCUCGACCGCUGGAACAGUCCUGUCCUGGGCAACCGCGGCAUCUACUCCUCCGCCGGCUUCGCCGCAACAAUGUUCUACAAAUCCACGCAAACAGCAGACGACAGCUACGACGCCUUCGUCUUUGGCGGACCCGUCAAUUUCCGCGGCUACUUCCCGGACUACAGCAUCAACAUCACCGAGCGUCACGACUGGUGGUCCUGGGCUGUUCUGAAAGCCCACCCGCGCAAUACAGCCGGUUCAGUCACGCUUCGCUCGGCGGAUCCCCUCGAUAUGCCUGAUAUCGUCUUCAAUUACUUCGACACCGGCAGUGACGGAUACGAGAAAGACUUAACGGCUAUUACGGAGGCAAUUAGGCUUGCGCGUGAUGCGUUUGAUCGGCAACUUGUUGAUGUGAAGGAAGUGUUGCCGGGGAAGGAUGUUGUCUCGGACGAGGAGAUUCAUGAGUAUAUCAAGAAUACGGCUUGGGGCCAUCAUGCGUCGUGUACCUGUCCUAUUGGUACUGAUGAUGACCCGAUGGCUGUUUUGGAUUCGAAGUUCCAUGUUCGCGGUGUGCGGGGACUCCGGGUUGUUGACGCAUCUGUUUACCCGCGGAUUCCGGGGACGUUCACGGCUGUGUCGACGUAUAUGGUUGGUGAGAAGGCCGCGGAGGAUAUUUUGAAUGACAUGUAA
Molecule: messenger RNA, 1923 nt
Organism: Penicillium argentinense
Lineage: Eukaryota; Fungi; Ascomycota; Eurotiomycetes; Eurotiales; Aspergillaceae
Product: GMC family oxidoreductase
Exons: 1
Coding region: 1-1923 (640 amino acids)
Molecular function (GO): flavin adenine dinucleotide binding; oxidoreductase activity, acting on CH-OH group of donors
Source: RefSeq, a predicted model, not a curated record